AGUUCAUAAUUAUUGAAGGCUUAUUAUGAAGGCUGUCUCAAUAUCUUCCUUCCAAAAAUGCUAAAGAAUAAUUUAGAUAACAGUUCAGACUCAAAAAAUGAAGAUGGCUCUGUCUUUUCGCAGACUGAACACAACAUUGUUGCAACUUACUUGAUUCUGGCAGGUGUGAUAAGUAUUCUCAGCAACCUAAUAGUUCUGGGCAUCUUCAUUAAGUACAAGGAACUUCGGACACCUACGAAUGCAAUCAUUAUUAACCUGGCUUUUACUGAUAUAGGGGUCAGUAGUAUUGGCUAUCCCAUGUCUGCUGCUUCAGAUCUGUAUGGAAGUUGGAAAUUUGGAUAUACAGGCUGUCAGAUUUAUGCUGGAUUGAAUAUCUUUUUUGGAAUGGCAAGCAUCGGAUUGCUCACAGUGGUGGCCGUGGAUAGAUACCUGACCAUCUGUCGCCCGGAUGUGGGAAGAAGAAUGACUACCAACACUUAUGUCAGCAUGAUUCUGGGGGCCUGGAUCAAUGGCCUAUUUUGGGCUAUGAUGCCCAUCACAGGGUGGGCCAGUUAUGCCCCAGAUCCUACUGGGGCUACCUGUACCAUAAAUUGGAGGAAAAAUGAUACGUCUUUUGUGUCUUACACGAUGACAGUGAUUGCAGUAAAUUUUAUUGUGCCCUUGACAGUGAUGUUUUAUUGCUACUAUCACGUCACUCGAUCCAUUAAACACCAUGCUGCUAGUAACUGCACUGCAUACCUAAACAGAGACUGGUCAGACCAAGUAGAUGUAACAAAGAUGUCUGUGAUAAUGAUAUUGAUGUUUUUGGUGGCAUGGUCUCCUUAUUCCAUUGUGUGCUUAUGGGCUUCUUUUGGUGACCCAAAGACGAUUCCUCCUUCAAUGGCCAUCAUAGCUCCACUGUUUGCAAAAUCUUCUACAUUCUACAACCCUUGUAUUUAUGUGGCUGCUAAUAAAAGUGCUGGACAAUGGACCAAUCUACUAUGCUUAAAUAUUCGGCCAGAAAAUCUCAGUGGAGGUCAGGUUUCGGAGGGCGAUGUUUGCAAUGUUCAAAUGUCAGACUCACCAAGCAAUGCCUGUGACAAGCGUUUUACCAAUGGAUGUAUCUCAAAGCCCACGGGCUUCUGGAAGAAUCUGAAAUAAGAGAAAAUCACACUGGCAAAGCAUUUUAGUUGUGUGUGUGUGUUUUUUUACUACUUCAAUUUUAUUUUAAAUACAAGCCCAUUUGGAUCAACUGCAGACAUAGUAAUUGUCCUGUUAGACUGGCUCAUUGUUCUGUUUGUGCCUUGGCGAUUAUAGUGCAUUUGUCUCUAUUUCUUUAUACGUGAACUCAUUCCUCAGCUCCUUUGAUGCAUGUAGAUACAUGAGAUUAAAAUCCUGUUUCUUUUCUUUCUUCUUAUCAUGGCAUUCAUUACACCAGACUGAUGACUUACAACUUGCCUUAGUUCUCCAUUAACCACUUUUUUAAUAUUAUAAUAAAUUAAUAAUAAUAAUUUACAAUCCUCAAUAAAUUAUUACUGAAAUGAGUGGUUGGACUUUCAAAUCUAAAACAGAAACCGUUUUUAUCAUUUCAAAACUUAAAUACUUAGAAUCAAUU
Molecule: messenger RNA, 1594 nt
Organism: Marmota flaviventris (yellow-bellied marmot)
Lineage: Eukaryota; Metazoa; Chordata; Mammalia; Rodentia; Sciuridae
Source: RefSeq, a predicted model, not a curated record